Molecule: messenger RNA, 1173 nt
Organism: Acanthosepion pharaonis
Lineage: Eukaryota; Metazoa; Mollusca; Cephalopoda; Sepiida; Sepiidae
Source: the annotation of a GenBank genome assembly
AUGUUUGUUCACCGGAGCAAAACCCCAGCCAACCUCAGAAAGCCAACCUUACCCGCCCGACGGGUAAGCCGACAGACCACGGAAACUAAUUCUAUAAGGUGCCUUCGCAUUCCUACGCGGAUAAGGUGCCUUUCCACUCCUACGCGGAUAAGGUGCCUUAACACUCCUACGCUGAUAAGGUGCCUUCCCACUCCUGCGCGGAUAAGGUGCCUUCCCACUCCUACGUGGAUAAGGUGCCUUCCCACUCCUGUGCGGAUAAGGUGCCUUCCCACUCCUAGGCGGAUAAGGUGCCUUUCCACUCCUACGCGGAUAAGGUGCCUUAACACUCCUAUGUUGAUAAGGUGCCUUCCCACUCCUACGCUGAUAAGGUGCCUUCCCAAUCCUACGUGGAUAAGGUGCCUUCCCACUCCUACGUGGGUAAGGUGCCUUAACACUCCUACGCUGAUAAGGUGCCUUUCCACUCUUACGCGGACAAGGUGCCUUCCCACUCCUACGCGGAUAAGGUGCCUUAACACUCCUAUACUGAUAAGGUGCCUUUCUACUCCUACGUGGAUAAGGUGCCUUCCCACUCCUACGCUGAUAAGGUGCCUUCCCACUCUUACGCGGAUAAGGUGCCUUCCCACUGCGACGCGGAUAAGGUGCCUUAUCACUCCUACGCGGAUAAGGUGCCUUAACAAUCCUACGUUGAUAAGGUGCCUUCCCACUCCUACGUGGAUAAGGUGCCUUUCCACUCCUACGUGGAUAAGGUGCCUUCCCACUCCUACGCGGGUGCAUUCCCACUCCUACGCGGAUAAGGUGCCUUCCCACUCCUGCGCGGAUAAGGUGCCAUCCCACUCCUACGCGGAUAAGGUGCCUUUCCACUCCUACGUGGAUAAGGUGCCUUCCCACUCCUACGCUGAUAAGGUGCCGUCCCAAUCCUACGCUGAUAAGGUGUCUUCCCACUCCUACGUGGAUAAGGUGCCUUUCCACUCUUACGCUGAUAUGUCGAGUUUCUUCUUCUUCUUUUUCUUCUUUUUCUUUUUCUUCUUUUUCUUUUUCUUCUUUUUCUUCUUCUUUUUCUUCUUCGUACCGUUGUUCAUCUAUAACUGGAAAGGAUGUCCCGGGUACGGCGGCAGCGGGGGUGCUGGGGGGUCGCAUCCAUCACUUAAAACGCGCAUCAAUCAUCGACAUUAG